AUGGCACUCAAUCUGCUACGCAACCUUUUAGCUGAGAUCCGUCAAAGUCAAUGGUUUGCUCUCAUUUUUGAUGAAACAAGGGAUCAGAGUGGUCUAGGGCAACUCUGUAUUUCCAUUUGGUGGGCUGAUCAAUCAUAUACAGUUUCUGAAGACAUUAUUGGCAUGAUGGAAAUGCAGCAAACAGAUGCUCUUACAAUAUCGAAUGCAUUAAAAGAUGUUCUGCUUCGCUGUUCUCUCCCUCGUCAACAAUGUCGUGGCCGAUCAUAUGACGGAGCUUCCAACAUGGCUGGUCAUUUAUAUGGAGUAGCUGAGUGUUCAUGUAAGUGCUCAGCACUUAGAGAUGCUCUUGGUGUUACUCAAGAAUUAUAUAAUCUAAUAAGAGCUUCCCCAAAAUGGACGGUGCGUACAUCUGCUAUAGACUCUGUGGUUAAAAACUAUCUAGUUAUAGACACAGAACUUGAAGAAAUUGCUGAUGAAUGUCAUGGAGAACCAAGCAGGAAAGCAUCUGGCUUAAGGGCAGUUUUAGAAAAGUUUCAGACCUAUUUUGGUCUCAAACUUGCAUCUGUUUUUUUUAGUGCCACCGAGCAACUAUCAACAACUCUCCAGGGACACAGUAUAAACAUACAAGAGGCUAUAUCUGCUGCUGAGACAACAAAGAUGUGUCUGAACAGACAGCACUCUGAUUCUACUUUCACAUCUUAUGAUUUAGUCAUAAAAGACAGACAAACUUUUACUAAUGAGCCCACAGUACCAAGAAAACAGGGACACUUAUAUGCCUCACCAUCAGUAUACUAUCGUAUGCAGUAUUUUGAAGAACUUGACCUGUUAGUUGCUAAAAUAUCACGGAGGUUUGACCAGCCAGUGUUUAUCAUAAUGCAAGAAGUAGAAACCCUUUUAGUGAAAUCAUGUGCUGCCGUACCAGUCAAACCAAGUACAGCACUUCAAGCCAUGUAUAAAGAUGACAUCAAUUUUAACACUCUGGAAUUUCAAUUAAAGAUGUUGCCAGAUUUAAUUGAAACUGCAAACAAGCAGCAACAAAUGG
Messenger RNA from Amphimedon queenslandica, 1042 nucleotides. RefSeq lists its product as uncharacterized. NCBI's taxonomy places the organism in Eukaryota, Metazoa, Porifera, Demospongiae, Haplosclerida, Niphatidae. The annotation marks the transcript as partial. The transcript is spliced from 3 exons. The record is from RefSeq and is a predicted model, not a curated record.